This is a messenger RNA of Camellia sinensis, 2235 nucleotides long. NCBI's taxonomy places the organism in Eukaryota, Viridiplantae, Streptophyta, Magnoliopsida, Ericales, Theaceae. The record is from RefSeq and is a predicted model, not a curated record.
GCUAGACAUUAGUACAGUCUACUUAUGUACUCCUCACAGCCUCUGUCUGGCCCGUUUAUUACCUUUACCAAACCUUUUCCACAGUUUGGCUUUCGUUGAUAUGCCAAGGUCAGCAACACCGGAGCAACGACAACAGCCAUUGACGAAGACGCUGUUUAGGUGUGGCCGAUUUGAGCUGCGGGUGGCGAAGAUUAGACGAUGAAGAGAUGGACAGUGAGGGGUUCGUUGAGGAUGCACAAGACCUGAGGUUGUGGCCAAGCAGGAUUAAGUUGGCCUUUUAUACAACUAAUGGUCAAAGAGGUGAAGCAAGACCCUUCGUUAACCAAAAAAAAACACUUUUACCACAAGGCAUUGGAGUCGGAUUGAUGAUGAGCUGUACAAUCAGUUCAAAGUUAGGUACACGGUUAACCGUUUGAAACAAAAGUACCACCGCAUCAGGCAAGCUUACAAUACAUUUGUAAAAGUGAAGAACCAUAUGCGGUUCGACUGGGAUGACCAGAGGAAAACGGUUGUGGCCCUGGAUGAUGUUUGGGAUCAAUAUGUUAAGGCACAUCCCAAAGCUAAAGUGUUUAGGAAAAAGGGUCAAGAUGACAUUGACUUGUUAGAUGUCCUCUUUGCAAACUCCCAAGCCACUGAUGCACUUGCCCAUGCUUCAACUCAAGGACCCCCAACCUCUGAUGAAGAAAGGGAUAUCCAAAGUGCAUUCUUUGGUGUUGGUAUUAACUCAAAUACCGAUUCUAUCCCUGUUGUUGACGACAUUGAUAGAGAUGACUCGAAGGUAGGUGAGAGUAGUGGCAACGAUGGUGGGCAAAAGGGUGCACACCUUGAUUUUGCACUUGAUACAUGGAUUACCACGAACCUUGUAAAAAAAGAAUUUUACGUGCGCCAGAACAAAAUGGCUGAAGUGAGUUACGCCGAGAAGAAACAAUACUCCAUUGAUGCAUGUAUGGACUGCUUGGCAACAAUGGACGAAAUUACUCCUGACCAAUACGUUAAGGCGUGUGAUAGUUUCCGCGAUAAAGCAACGAGAAGAAUUUUCAUGAAGAUGGUACCCAACAUAAAGAUGCAUUGGGUUCGUAAGCUCACUUAGGAAUUAAGUUUGACAAUGGAUGCAAUUUUGUUUUGUUAGGCAUCCAAUUUGGUGUAAGUCAACGUAUGCGGCUAAAACAUUAAAAAUCUGCUCUUAAUUUUUUUGUUUAAUCCAUGUUUUUCAUCUGUGUACUAUGGCUAUGUAAAGAACUUGGAGGCUUUACCAAAUUAUGAGUUUGUCUAUCAGGACCAGAACAUUAGACGCGUAUUUCAUAUUCCAGUUUGGGACAGUUAAGAACUUCUAUUGUUACUUGUGCAUUGAAUUGUCAACCAAUGAGGUUGAGUAGAGAAGCCUGUAUUAUUCCCACCCCUAACAUGUUUGCUUGCUACAAUUACUUAUGAUUAACAAAAUUUUAUAUAAUGUUGCUUGACCAUGGAACAGACAAACUAAUGUUGGGAUUUCGUAAGCCUGAUGCUUUUAGGCAAAUUAGUGAGCUUACACAUGAUAAUGAGGCAAGCUUACCAAGCUGCUGAAUCAUUGAGUUUUUAUUAUUCAGUGUUGUGGCAUACAUUGAAUUGUGUUACUGAGGAAUUUGGCCAUUUUUUAGAUUUGGGAUCAUCGGAUAAUUUUCCAUUCUGCUUGAUAUGUAGCUUUUUUGGGUUAUAUCUCUAGACACUUCGUUACUGAGGGAAUUUGGCCAUUCUUUAGAUAUUUGACAUCAUUGGACACUUUUGCGUAUGGUAUUGUUCUACUUAAUAUGAAUUUGGGAUUUGUUUGAGUUUAUAUUGUGUCAUUGCUGUGGAGCUGUUCCACCAUUACUUUCUGGUUUGGUUAUAAAUUUUAAAUAUUAAUUUGGUUGACUUGUUGGUUGAGCUAUUGGGACUACAUUUUGGUGGUGUUUGUUUUGAAGGAUUGGCGCAUGAGAUUGGACUAUUAGUUUUGUUGGAUUGUUGUAUCCCAUUGGGAGAGGGAGGAUGGGAUAGAAAUCAUGAGAUAACUCAUCCCAUGGGAUUAACUUAUGAAAUUAUAUUUUUUGGCCUCUUGUAUUUAAUAUCUUUUUUUAGUGUUGUUAAUUUAAAAUUCUAUAUUAAAUAAAAAAAAUUAUAAAUUAAAUUUAAUUAAAAAUAAUAAAUUAAAAAAAUUAAAUUUAUAUAUUAAAUAAAAAUCAAGGGUAAAAUUUAGUUGCUGAGGCAAUGCCAUUGGGU